Molecule: messenger RNA, 402 nt
Organism: Gordionus sp. m RMFG-2023
Lineage: Eukaryota; Metazoa; Nematomorpha; Gordioida; Chordodea; Parachordodidae
Exons: 1
Coding region: 1-402 (133 amino acids)
Biological process (GO): positive regulation of cytoplasmic translation
Cellular component (GO): cytoplasm
Molecular function (GO): zinc ion binding; single-stranded RNA binding; translation regulator activity
Source: RefSeq, a predicted model, not a curated record
AUGCAAAAUGUAAGAUGUUAUUCAUGUGGAAAAUUGGGGCAUAUAAGUAGAAAUUGUGUGCAGAACGGUGCAAUGUUUAACAAGCAACCGAUUAAAUGUAAUAGAUGUGGAGGAGUUGGGCAUAGUAGUGAAAAAUGUUAUGUUCCGACGUAUCGUAUUAUUGGAAAUAAUCAAAAAACAUUUCAAUGUGAAAGAUGUGGAAAAAUGGGACAUGCUAAAGAGAAUUGUUAUGUAAGAGAACCGAUAAAUGGGGAAGCAUUUCCGGCAGUGAAAUACUUAGCACCGGCAUCUAAUGUAAUAAUGAUACAAAAUAGUGAUAUUUUGAAAGAAGGUAAAGAUGAAAUUAUGUGUUUUAAGUGCAGGAAGGAAGGACAUCGUGCUAUAGAAUGUCGAGAGUGGUGA